Oppiella nova is the source of this 414-nucleotide messenger RNA. The record is from the annotation of a GenBank genome assembly. Lineage: Eukaryota; Metazoa; Arthropoda; Arachnida; Sarcoptiformes; Oppiidae.
AUCACUCAGAUGAACAGACAAAGAUGUGGUAAGGCUUUACAGCACUUCCAGAUGUAUGUCUGGCUCUAUGGCUUCCAAAAGGGAGACCUAAAGGGACACGUCUUCCCAGACGUCUCAAAAGCUUUCAAUAAAUGGCAUAACUUUCUGAAUAUAAAAAUCUAUUUGUAUUCUUCGGGAGUAUAUCUGACACAGAAAUUGUUGUUCUCGUGUUCAGUGGAUGGAAAUCUAACGCCUCUCAUUGAAGACUUUCUGGAUGUCGAGAGUUAUGGCCCGAAGACAAUAAAGCUGAAUGCAGCCAAAGCGGCCGGUUAUGCCGUACUACUGGCUCUCAGACCACUGAAUAAGGAACUCUCGGAUGAAGAAAAACAAGGAUUUCAAUCAAUUGAGAGCUUUGAAGAAAUUAGUUUCACAUAA